UUGAUAAUUCGCCACAUGGACGAUAACGCGAUAACAGUGAUAAGAGCAGCAGUGGCUGUGGCCUUGAGUCUACUGUGACAACACUUGCUAGCUCGCUUACCUCUUCUUCAGAAAUACAAACCACUUCUUCACUACCUCCAGGUAUGCCACGGGAGCUGACCCCAGCCCAGAUCUCCGAGGCUAAGGAAUGCUUCGCCAUCUACGGCAAGGAUGGCAGGUUACCUAUACAAGAUCUGGGCAACGCUCUCAGGUCACUAGCCAUCAACCCUUCCAAUGCUGAGAUUAAAAAUUUGAUCCAGGAAAUUGGCUCACCCUCGUCCAUCAACUUCGAUACAUUCAUGUCACUGCUGAGCAGAGACUUCACCGUGGAGACAGCAGAAGAGCUGCGUGAGGCCUUCGGAGUGUUCGACAAAGAUGGCAACGGAUACAUCUCAGCCUCGGAGCUGAAGCACGUACUCAUGACCAUGGGUGAGAAGCUAUCGCAGGAUGAGGUGGAUAUCAUGAUCCGUGAGGCAGACAUCGAUGGUGAGGGACACAUCCACUACGAGCAGUUUGUCCAUUUGAUGUCCCCGCCUAAGUAGAGGCAGACGAUGCGAGGCAUCAAUCACCUUUUACAGAGAAUAAGGAAGGGAUGGGAGGUAAUGCUGUCGAAGUAGAAGCACUCAAAUAUAUGCAAGGUGUAUGUUACUAAUAGCCUUACAAGUUGAAGCACCUUACUAAGAAUAAUACGAAAAAAACGACUAGCAUCAAAGUCUGUACAGUAUAAUGUAGAAACUAGCAUUU
This is a messenger RNA of Cherax quadricarinatus, 783 nucleotides long. RefSeq names its product calmodulin-like. Gene Ontology annotation, cellular component: myosin II complex. The record is from RefSeq and is a predicted model, not a curated record. Gene Ontology annotation, molecular function: calcium ion binding. Lineage: Eukaryota; Metazoa; Arthropoda; Malacostraca; Decapoda; Parastacidae.